AUGGAUUCUCAAUUAGCUUAUCAUGUUAAUCUAUUAAUCUCCGCCAUUAUCAAUUUUCUUAUUUCAAUUAAUAAUAUAUAUUUUCAACAAUCAACAUCUCCCCAAAAUUUAAUCAAUAUUGAUAUUGAACAACCUCCGAAUUAUACACCAAGACAUGAAUCUAUUAAUGAUUUUCUUGAAAAGAAUCGAAAUAUAAACAAAUACGAAUUUUUCUUAAAAGCAAAUGAUAUCGAUCGUGUCAAUAUGAAACACCAAUAUAUUUGUGGUCUUAAUGGUGGAUCUUGUUGGAAUUGUUAUAACUCUUAUUCGCACGAUUGUUGUACAGCAUGUAAAAAAAUAUUUUUACAAUGCCGAUGUGUUUAUAUAUGUGGUUAUACUUUUCCUACUGGUCAACAAAAUAAAAAUGGUAUAUAUACUCAAUUCAAAAAGUGUAAAUAUUAUAUGUCAGAUAUUAAUAAUAUUGAACAUGAUUAUUUGGGUGUUGUAAAGAAUGAUGAACAUGUGACAUUGUUUAUUAACGAACAAGAUGUUCAAAAUUUUUCUAUCAAAUGUUGUUAA
Dentiscutata erythropus is the source of this 558-nucleotide messenger RNA. NCBI's taxonomy places the organism in Eukaryota, Fungi, Glomeromycota, Glomeromycetes, Diversisporales, Gigasporaceae. The record is from the annotation of a GenBank genome assembly.